Messenger RNA from Myiozetetes cayanensis, 2818 nucleotides. RefSeq names its product solute carrier family 26 member 3 (gene SLC26A3). The transcript is spliced from 21 exons. Gene Ontology annotation, biological process: transmembrane transport. The record is from RefSeq and is a predicted model, not a curated record. Lineage: Eukaryota; Metazoa; Chordata; Aves; Passeriformes; Tyrannidae. Gene Ontology annotation, cellular component: membrane. The coding region runs from base 242 to 2509 and encodes 755 amino acids. Gene Ontology annotation, molecular function: bicarbonate transmembrane transporter activity; secondary active sulfate transmembrane transporter activity; oxalate transmembrane transporter activity.
UUCUUGUAAAAGUUAACUGAAGUUAGUUAUUAAAGUGCUGCCAGUAUUUAGGGACGUACUGAAGUGAAGAACAGCACAAGAUUCCUGCAGUACCUCUGAAAAUCUCAAGGAUAUCUUUAUCCAUAAAAUCUUGGUGUGGUUGCUUCUGAAGAACUUCCUGGAAGACAAAGCAGGUUUUUAAGUGCCUAAGCCAGAGAGAAGCACACACAAGUCGCAAUCCUUGCCUGGCAUUUCAGAAGAAAUGGUUGAACCUGUGGGCAAUCACUAUGUUGUAGCCAGACCUGUGUACUCAGAGAAUUCAUUCAAUGAGGAGCAUGAGAAAUUGCACAGAUACCAUAAAACCUUUUGGGACCACCUGAAACUCUAUUUCCGCUGCUCCCCACAAAGGGCCAAAAAAAUUGCUCUGCGCUUGUUUCCCGUCGUCUCAUGGCUGCCAGAGUACCGCUUCAGGGAGUGGAUCCUGAGUGACAUCGUCUCUGGCAUCAACACAGGGCUCGUGGCUGUGCUACAAGGUCUUGCCUUUGCUUUGCUGGUGAAUGUGCCCCCCGGUUAUGGACUCUAUGCAGCAUUUUUCCCUGUCUUGGUCUAUUUUAUCUUUGGCACAUCCAGACAUAUCUCAGUGGGUCCCUUCCCUGUCCUGAGCCUGAUGGUUGGAGGAGUCGUCACCAGGCUGGUCCCUGAUGACAGCAUUGGAAAUGGCAAUUCCACAAAUAUCUCAGCAAUAAAUGAAGAGAGGGUGAUGGUGGCUGCAUCUGUAACCUUUCUUUCUGGGAUUUUUCAGUUGCUCCUGGGAAUUUUCCAGUUUGGAUUCAUUGUUAUUUAUCUAUCACAAUCAUUAAUCAGUGGUUUCACGACUGCUGCAGCUAUCCAUGUUGUGGUAUCUCAGCUGAAGUUCAUGUUUCAGCUACCUGUCCCCGGAUUUAAUAAACCAUUUGGCAUCAUCUAUACUCUGGAGAGCAUUUUCAGCCAGAUUACAAAAACAAACAUUGCUGACCUUGUCACAUCCCUGCUUGUCUUGCUUAUCGUGUUCGUGGUGAAAGAAAUGAACGAUCGAUACAAAGAAAAGUUACCAACUCCCAUCCCGGUCGAACUCCUUGUGACAAUCUUAGCAGCACUGAUUUCCUAUUUUCUUAACUUUGAAGAAAAAUUUAAUGUAGCUGUUGUUGGAAAACUAGAGGAAGGGUUUCAGGCACCCGUUGCACCUGAUGUAGGCAUCCUCCAGAAGUGUAUUGGUGACGGCAUUUCCAUCGCAAUCGUUGCGUUUGCAGUAGCCUUCUCUGUGGCUAAAGUGUAUUCCAUCAAGCAUGACUACCCACUAGAUGGCAACCAGGAACUAAUUGCUUUUGGUCUGGGUAAUAUAGUUGGUGGAUCAUUCAAAGGAUUUGCCUCCAGCACUGCUCUGUCAAGAUCAGGUGUGCAGGAGAGCACAGGAGGCAAAACACAGAUUGCUGGUAUUAUCUCAUCUGUCAUCGUCUUGGUUGUGAUCUUGGCCAUUGGGUUUCUCCUGGCACCAUUACAGAAGUCAGUCCUUGCAUCUUUGGCCCUUGGCAACCUGAAAGGAAUGCUCCUGCAGUUCAAGGAAGUAGGCAUCCUGUGGAGGAAAGACAAGUUUGACUGUAUUAUAUGGGUGGUGACUUUCUUAUCUGCUGUCUUUCUUGGCCUGGAUAUUGGACUAGCAGCAGCUGUGGCAUUCCAGCUGCUGACAGUGGUCAUCCGCUCCCAGAUUCCAAGCUGCACUGUUUUGGCUAAUGUUGGGAGAAGUAACAUCUACAGAAACAGGAAGGAUUACACUGAUAUCUAUGAGCCAGAGGGAGUGAAGAUUUUCAGAUGCUCCUCUCCAAUCUUCUUUGCUAAUAUUGAAUUCUUCAGAGAGAAACUCAUCACUGCUGUUGGCUUCAACCCACUGAGAGUCCUGAGGAAACGCAAUAAAGCUCUGAGGAAGAUCAGGAAGAUGCUGAAGAAAGGAGAGCUGCAAGUGACGCCUAAAGGCUUGAUUUCCGUGGCUAACCAUACAUAUGAGUCAGACGAAGAAUUAGACAACAACAAAAUAGAGGAGCUGGACCAGCCCACCAACAUGGCAGACUUGCCCAUUCAGAUCAACUGGGACACUGACCUCCCCCCUGGCAUCACUGUGCCCCAGGUCAACAUUCACAGCAUCAUUCUGGAUUUCUCAUCAGUGUCCUUCCUCGAUUUUUCUGCCAUGACAGUCCUCAAAAAGACUUUGAAAGAGUUUGUCCGACUGGACAUCGACGUUUACAUUGCUGGGUCCCACGAGGGCCUCCUGGACAAACUGGAGAGAAGUGCAUUUUUUGAUGAGGAGAUUAAGCCAUCCAUGUUUUUCCUCACCAUUCAUGAUGCAGUCUUACACAUUUUGCUGAAGAAGGACACAGCCAACUCCUCAAAAUUAAAGCUCACAAAGGAGAACGGUAGAAGCAAUGACUAUGUCAUCAUCCCCAGGAAUGGACUGCGCAGCCGGGAAUGCUCGAUUCCAACAGAAACAAAAUUUUAGAUUUAAUUUUCUAAAUAUAAUAUCCUCCAAUGUCACAAUAUCACAGAAGAUGAACGCGGAGGCUGAGAUGAGCAUGAAGACAUGAAGGAUACUUUUAAAUACCUUAAGAAGGAUUUACUACAUGUGGUUAUGUUCCAAGUUUUGGAAUGGGCUUAUUAGUCUUUAUGUGUCUCUGUAUAUAUAUAAAUGUAUUUUUGUACAUAUAUGGAGGCUAAAAUCACAUAGAUUUUCUUAUUUCAUAGUUUGUAGACAACUUGUACAGUUACUAAAGAAUAUAUAAAUAUUUGAAAUCUUGUAUUUUAUAUCACA